AUGAAUUUAUCUGAGACUAACAACGAUAUUCAACUGACGAUGGUUGAAAUAUUAGAAUUUAUUUGGACAUUGGUCGAUAACACUAUUCUGAUACCACAAUUACUCAAAGCGAAUUGUGUUGCAUUCACACUCAAGUGGAUUAACAUGAAAGAAUUGCCAUUCGCUAUUCAACGAGCCAGUAUUCGGCUCUUAUACAAUAUGGCGCGACAUGAAAAAGGAUGCGAUGCAUUGAAAGGAGCCGAUGCUCUCCGUUUACUGCAAGAAUUCAAACAACGAACUUUGGAUCCAACCGUUGAUGACACAGCUUAUGAAGACAUGCGUUUACUCUUUUCUAUGGCACUAGCAUUGUUGACAGAACCGAAAGAAAUCAAAAGCGAUGCCAAAUCACUGAGAAAAGUGCUCGAUAAACUCAUGCAGAUGACGGUCAAUACUGCACAGAAAAAAAAUCAUAAAUAUGGUGAUUUCGAUAUCAGUGAACCAUUAGUAGUUUUCACAAAACUUUUUGUUCAUGACGACAUUGUGCAUUACUGUGUCAAGGAAUCUCAAGUCAAAAAUAUGAAAGUGCCUUCAAAAAUCGCCUUCUUCUGUGAUCUAGUGAUGCAAUUUCGAGGUGCUCUCGCCAAUGAUGACGAACUCGAUCAACUAACUCUCACAGCACUGAUGAACAUCAUUUGGAGUAUUUCGUUUCAUGACGAUUAUGUCAACGAGCUCAAAUCGAGUGCGAAGUUUCUCAUCACUGUCAAAAGUCUGGCCAAUGACGAUGGAGAAGCUUGGGUUGAACAAUAUGUACCGAAACAUAUGUCAUCGGUAAAAAAAGCAGCCGCCGGUAUUUUAUGGAAUCUUGACGAAAAUAAUCCAGGUUAG
Rotaria sp. Silwood2 is the source of this 864-nucleotide messenger RNA. The record is from the annotation of a GenBank genome assembly. NCBI's taxonomy places the organism in Eukaryota, Metazoa, Rotifera, Eurotatoria, Philodinida, Philodinidae.